CCCUUUUCUUCCCAUCUGUCUCUCUCUGUCUUGUGCGGUCUUCUCAGUUUCAACCUCCCACUCUCAUCUUCUUUCUCUGAGAUCUGUCAACUCCUAGAGUCCUAGUCUUCCUUCCACAGCUCCCUUCAACAUUGUUCUCUUCCCAAGUUGCAGGAUCUGGGUUCUUGGUGGUUUGCGUUCGCUGCGUUCUGCCGCAGCGCGCCGCCCCUGUCUCAUCGAGUCAUAAUCCACCUUCCGGCUUGUUCAUGCUGCUCCAGUCUUCGAUUCCCGCUUCCGACAAGAGCCCUGACCGUGGCCGCUUCAGACAGGCAUUCAAUGUACUGCUGGAGCAAAUAGGGAACCCAGCUGAAUUUGAGCUUCCAGAUUGGUUUGGCAAAGGGAAGCCUCUCCCCUACACCUUCAUCAAACGGAACAUAUAUCUUACCAAGCGAGUUAAAAGGCGCCUUGAGGAUGAUGGAAUAUUCUGUUCUUGCACAGCAUCACCAGGUUCUACUGGUGUGUGUGAUAGAGAUUGCCAUUGUGGGAUAGGUCUGCAUCCCCUGUACAAUAAUUGUGAGGCCACUGCAUGGACUAGAAUAAUGAGGAUGUUGCUGUCCAGUUGCUCCUCAGGCUGCAAAUGUGGGAAAUCUUGUCUCAACAAACCGUUCCAGCAACGGCCUAUGAAAAAGAUGAAGAUGAUACAGACUGACAAAUGCGGAGUUGGGAUUGUGGCUGAUGAAGAUAUUAAACAAGGAGAGUUUGUGAUAGAAUAUGUCGGAGAAGUUAUUGAUGAUAAGACCUGCGAGGAGAGGCUGUGGAACAUGAAACACCGUGGAGAAACAAACUUCUAUUUAUGUGAAAUUAACCGAGACAUGGUUAUUGAUGCCACAUAUAAGGGAAACAAGUCAAGAUACAUAAAUCACAGUUGCUCUCCUAAUACCGAGAUGCAGAAAUGGAUAGUUGAUGGGGAAACCAGAAUUGGUAUAUUUGCAACUCGGGACAUUAAAAGGGGGGAGCAUCUUACCUAUGAUUAUCAUCAUUCAGUUCAAUCUAAUAAAGGCAGCAGGUUUGUACAAUUUGGUGCAGAUCAAGAUUGCCACUGUGGGGCUCCCGACUGUAGGCGCAAGCUAGGUGUUAAACCUACCAAGCCUAAUAAGAUGUCGUCAGAUGCAGCGUUUCAGUUUGUUGCAUGCCAGGUUGCAGUUGCAUCUCCUGAAUUCAAAGCACUUCUGUCCAGGAAGGAUGUAUGUACUGAGCUGCUGCUUCAUUUGGGGAGUUCGGGGCAUGCUCAUGAUAGCCAUCAGUCCUACCCUAGUUGCAUUGGCAAGGUGAUCAGAAUAUACUACCCCAGAAAUGAAAGUUUCGGGAUUAUUAGACAGUUUGACAAUUAUUCUAGAAAACACAAGAUCAUGCUUGAGGAUGGUACCAUCAAAUUUCUUGACCUUUCUAAAGUAGACUGGGAAAUCUGUGAUUCUGGCUCCAGGUAGUGAAUAACCACGAGAAAGCACUGCAUAACCUUUUGUUGUACUAUCAAAUAUAAACAGGCACCCCAAGUUAACAUAUAAUGAACAACCAUGCUCUGAGUUGGAUGGGGAAGAAAUGUUGUAUUGCCUCCAUCUCAUACUUGCCACAAUUGUUUCUUUCUUCAGAGUUAAGGAUUGUGAAAGACACACGUUCUGUUCUUUGCAAUUCUUGCUAUUGCUCGCUCUUGAUUUAGUUACAUUACAACAUGGUUUGAAGGGUUGUCUCUUCGGUUUUGCGUGCCCCUUCUCAAGAUUGGCCAAGUUUUGGACUAAUGAUGAAAUGUAGAAGAUGAAAGCGGGUUUGUUUGAGAACAUAAACACACUGAACACAUGGUUUCUCUCUCUCUCUCUCUAAGCGCCAAAGUUAAUUACAUCUACUACUACAUUAACAACCAAAGACUAGAAUAUGAUUGAUUGAUGAUGCAGGCUUGAUGGAAGAUAUCCAUGGUUUUACUGGAACCUAGGUUGAGAUUGAUUCAAGCUGCAGGUUGCUGCUGCAAAUCCACAUGAUGAUUCCCAUUGGAAGUCGUUGAUGCCGCCUCCAUUUCGAGGAUGGAUGACCAAGCGGAUGCUGUCUCCUCAAACUUGUCCAUCGACGUUGCGGUAAAGGCACCUGCCGCUGCUAUGUCAGGCCACCAUCCGGUUUCACCUCCACCAGCACCAGUCGAUGCGUUAUACAUUAUUUCGUUGAGGCAAGCGGAGAAGGAACCGUCCAAGCCCCACCAUCGCUCAUCUUCCUCCUCCGUCUUGCACACUAAGCCGCCGACACCUUCCUUCAGCCAGGGGAACUCAAACACCCCUAAUCCCCCCAUGUAGUUCUCCUCCGAUGCAAUCGACAAUCCACAUCCAUCUGUCUUUUCGUCAUCAUUGCGGGUGCAUCUCAUGACGUCAUCGUCGCUGCGAUGAUAAUGAUGACGAUGAUAAUGGCUUGGCUUGUUAGCUUUCUCGGUGGACGAUGAUGAUUUGAAGCAUGCCUUGUUAGCUUUAUUGGUGGAGGAUGAGCAAGAUUUGAAAGCUUUGGCCUGUGAGUUUCCGUAGGCGGUGGUCUCUUUGCGCCAUGAUGAUCCCUCUCUCCCUCGCUUCUUCCUCUUGUGCAGUGUUUCUUUCCCCUUCCCCAUUGCGGAUUUUGGAAAGUUGGGCAACGAGAACGGGAUUGAGACGGGAGAUGGAAGUGAAAGGUAAAAAAUUUGAAGAGAGAAAAGGGUAGUGUGGAUGGAUGGAUGAUCAACCACGUAAAGCCAUGCACGUAUAAAACGCAACACACGGCAGUGGUCUGAAACAGAAUUGAGUGUGUUUUUGGGGUUCACGCAUUUCGUCCUCUGCAC
Messenger RNA from Linum tenue, 2827 nucleotides. Lineage: Eukaryota; Viridiplantae; Streptophyta; Magnoliopsida; Malpighiales; Linaceae. The record is from the annotation of a GenBank genome assembly.